This is a messenger RNA of Electrophorus electricus (electric eel), 2036 nucleotides long. Its product is annotated as BAF chromatin remodeling complex subunit BCL7B b. The record is from RefSeq and is a predicted model, not a curated record. Lineage: Eukaryota; Metazoa; Chordata; Actinopteri; Gymnotiformes; Gymnotidae.
GGACAGACAAAUCGCAGGCAGCAGAGGGUAGACGAAAAGAGGGACAUCUUGACAAACUAAUAUAACUCGUCAAAAAUGUCGGGACGAUCAGUACGGGCGGAGACAAGAAGCCGUGCAAAAGAUGAUAUCAAGAAAGUGAUGGCAGCGAUCGAAAGGGUCCGUAGAUGGGAGAAGAAGUGGGUUACUGUGGGUGACACAUCCUUGCGGAUCUUUAAGUGGGUCCCUGUAACAGAGACCAAACAGAUAUUUAAGUCGAAAGGGCCAGGUGGGACAGUGAGGGAACUGAAAGGUUUUCCUACAGAUGUGGUACUGGAAAAUGCUCGUUCAGUCUUACUGGAUUUCCAAGAUGACAACAGCAACCUAAGCUUCAUGUCGGAUGCAUAUCAGUCUAACAACAAGGUGGGCAGCAGCAGUAACUCCAGCCCGCUGCACGCUAGCGGAGCAGUCAGCCCCAGCCACGCAGCCUACUACCGCACAGAGGACUCCCAGCCUCCCACCCUGGGACAGGAGACCAUGGAGGAGCCGUCAGUGAUCAGCAGUGAACUGACAGACGAACCACCGACUCUGAUAAAAGAGGAUUUGCUACCCCUGUCUGCUCAGGAAGACGAAGAAGUGGCAAUUGCUCCACCAUUGAAAAGAGUUUGCACAGAGGAAAAAUCAGGUCUAAGUUAGUAGCUCUGUGAUGAAGUUAGGUUUCCUGGGCACAUUCAACUGAAAUGGGCAGCCAUUUUGUCCUCUAAGUGUCUGCUGGCUGCAUUUGAACUUGACAAGGAAAGAAAACGUCAUCUCAUAGAGGUGAUUUUCUAAAAUUAGCACGUGAUUAUAAAAAGAAAUACAAAACUAUAAAUAGCUGAAAGGCACAAGCUCUAAAAUGCUUGGAAUGCCAUUUUUCCCAAAGGUUUGAUAUUUCUGUAACAAAAUAUUUACUUGAAGGAAGUCUUUAGUGUUGCAUUUACUGUAUAUACAAAUGAACUUGAGAGGAAACGUAAACAGUAUAAUGUUUCAUGGUGUAAUGUGCAUUUCAAGGCAUUUAAGUUCCUAUUUGUACCAUGUUUUCUUUUGGCUUUUAUAUAAUAGUGUUUAGCAAAAUAAUUUCUUUCAGUCCCAUUGUAUUUGUGGAUUUAUUAAAUUGUUUUAUUGCAUGCAAAAAAAAAGAGAGAAAAUUACAUUUUUAAGGCCCCUGUCUAUAAUGGCCAAAACAGCAAACACACAUAUUUAACAAGUCAGAUUUAUUGGUUAACAAGCUAACUUCAGCAAAGGUUGAGUUCAGCUUAAUAUAAUUAUUUUAGGAUGGACUCAGGUAGAGCUGCGCAGCAUAUAAUUUGUAAAUUAUUAUCAGAGUACUGGCCAUUGUAACACUGAUAUCACAAAAUGCUGCAUCAUGCACAUUUUAAUUGUGUGCUCUGAACAUCCAGCCUCACAUGCUCCAGGUGUUCUGUGGUUGUUUUGCUGGAUCACAGCAUUCACACAAUCCAACAAAUGUGAAUCAUUUUGGUGAAGAAAAAAUGCAGGCCACUCUUUAACAAUCAAGGCUUUACCGCUGUGUUUUUAAUAUAUUGCAGGGCAUAACACUGUAUUUAGCAAUAUGAUCACGUUAAAGUGUUUCUGUGCAUACAGUGCAGCCUUGACUCAGGUCCUGUAAACUAAACUAAAGGAAAAAGAUAGCUUGUUAGCUGAAAAUCUCUGCCCUUGUAGUACAAACUCUUGCAGUACACCCUAAGAGUGUACUGAUAGGGGAGUGGCCAUAGUAAAUAUGCAGUGUAUUGUGUGGUGCACACAGUCAUUCAGACCUACUCAUGCUUUUUGCAGCACUGACCAGCCACUUGCAGUGAUACCGCAUUGUUGCUUUAGUGCAUAUACAAUAUUUUAUAUAUAGUAAUGAGUCGAGGUGGCCAUUUGCAGGCUUACAUUACAAGGAUGAAGGUCUUUAUGUUUUACAUGCCUUGUAUUUUAUUGUAUAUAUGAUGGUAUUUCCAUUGUCUUUGUAAAAAUAUUUUGCUAUAGAAAAAUAAAAGUUGGUGAUGAUCAGACUAUAA